Molecule: messenger RNA, 1183 nt
Organism: Vitrella brassicaformis
Lineage: Eukaryota; Vitrellaceae
Source: the annotation of a GenBank genome assembly
CUUCACAUAACCGUCGCUAUUCAUUCUGUUCUCUGGUCGUUGUGGCACCUGGCGGGCAGAUGGCCAGCAACGAAGCGCCAGAAUGGACGGGUGAAGGUCCCUUCUGUUGCUCUGCCGCCGCCCACCAACCGCCCGCCAGACGCCACAACACCAUGACACACACCGAGACAGUGAGAGAGAAAUGGACAGCCACACACACAUCACACAAAUGUCAAUCGACCAAUCGCCGCCGGCAAGCACGGCCCUGGCUGCCCGUUUGUCUCUGACUGUCUCCGUCAAGGAGGCAAUGCAACACCGAGAGUGUGUGGUUCGUUACACAUUUCUCGUGUCGCCUGGCCCCGCCGACGCCGACAGCACAGAGACCAACAGACACACUCGCAAUAGGUGAGGGGACAAACACUCUUUCUGUACUGUACACCCCUUCCCCCCCAAAUCAUCGACAACACGCACACGACCCUCUGCUUUCCCUCUCUCUCUGCCCGCACCACUCUACAUGUGUCUGCCUAUCUCGGCACUGGUUUCUUCUCCUUGCCCGCCUUGGGCCACCAGUCCGACCAUGGCCACUUGAUGAGGCCGUAGAAGUCGCGCAGCAUCUCCAGCUGGUAAGGGGUGUAGGGGAACUGAGGCAUGGGCUUGUCCAUGAUCUUGGGGUAGUAGGGGUGCCGCCGCACGCAGUCUUCCUUCUGCGGCAGACGCAGCCGCUCCAUCAGCCACUCAACCUCCACAUCAUCGCUCACCGCCCUCUGUGCCACGCACACACACACACACACAGCAGACAGGCAUUUUAAUCAAUGAGUGCCUGCUCUCUGUGCAGACCUGUUUGUGUGUUGACUCUCCUCUCUCACCUUCAGUUCAGAGCUGCUGAGGACCGGUGUUGGGAUGAUGUGGGGGUCUGUGUCGGGCUCCCUCGGGUUGUUGGUGACGUUGACCUCUGCCCAUUUGGUCAGUACAGGCAGGAAGGACCUCUUGCGGAUGACGCGGCACUCCAUGUGCCCCACCGACAGGUACCUGUCCAGCAGCCGCUCCUUGAGCUUGUUGCGGCAUUGCAGCACCACCAGAUCUCUGUGAACCUUUGACCGGAAGAACGCCCGCCUGCUGCCAGAUGGCGUCCUCACCACGACAGAUCUGGCCGUGUCAGCAAGCGCGGAAGACGUGCUCAUGGUUGAGGCGCCUUCUGCUUAGG